ACAUGUGCGCUGGCUUACAGAGUGGAAAAGGAAUUACACAGUUUCUUAUGGGCCUGGCCGCUCUCAGGUUUCUCUCUGGUCUGCAUUCUUCCACGAGCCCACACGGACAGCAAAGACUGGCCGGUGCCUAAACAGUUAAAGGGGCACGGUGCCAUAAGUGCAAAGAAGAAGAAGCCCACACGGACAACGGUCUCGCUUGUAUGCUUAUCCCCACCACGUCGGUGUUCUCAUAGCACGGAAUAGAAUUAUGUCCACAAAAAGCUAUCGCAGAAAUUCUUAUGGCCGUGGCCGCUCUCAAGCUUCUCUAUAGCUGGAAAGCGCCCCUUAUGUCCAUGGAUGGUGCACAUUGGAAGAAAGAUGAACUGGAAUGGAUUUCUGCUACCAAAAUCGAAAUAACACCCGAACAAAUCCAAGCAACAUAUAAAACCGAUUCUUAUAUAGAAACAAAAAUCUUUUCUCAUUACAAUCUAGGAUUAAUUCGCUCCGAUAAAGUGUUGGAAGAUUUAACUAAGCAAAACUAUCAGAAUAUUGUUGAAGCCGAGUCACAACAUUCCGAUCUUGUUCCAGCGAAAUAUGAGGGUGGAUUAAAAAUUUGGGAGUGCACAUUUGAUUUGAGCCGAUACAUAUUGCAAGAGAAAAUCGACUUGAAAGAUAAACUGGUCAUGGAUUUGGGAUGUGGUGCUGGAGUGAUUGGCAUUGUCGCUCUUCUCAACGAUUCUGCAGUUCAUUUCCAAGAUUACAACGCCGAAGUACUAAGAUCUGUGACCAUCCCAAACGUAAUAUUAAAUUUUGAUAAUCAUACAAAUGUAUUUACAAAAUGCGAAUUUUAUGCUGGAGACUGGACUUCUCUCGUAACAUUAUUUGAUAAUGACGAGAGUAGAAAAUACGAUUAUAUCUUUACAAGCGAGACAAUUUACAAUCCAAAUAAUCAUAAAAAACUGUACAAUGUUUUUAAACAAAGAUUAAAAAUUAAUGGCGCUAUAUUUGUCGCCGGAAAAACCUAUUAUUUUGGUGUGGGUGGUGGGAUGAGACAAUUUGAGGAUCUCGUGUUGAAAGAUGGGUUCUUUGACGUUAAAUCUGUCUGGAAAAGUGAAGAUGGAGUAAACAGAGAAAUUAUAAAACUCACAAGAAAGGUUUAUUAAAGAGAUAAUGUAAAUCGAAUAAACAUUAUUGUCUUUGAAGGAGUACGAGAUAUCAACUUGGAAUGAUGCAGCAAUAUUCUAGAAUAAAAUAUUUUUUUUUCAAUAUAACAAUUAUUAAUCACACACAGACACAAUCGCUUUUUGUCAAUAAAGAUUGCAAAUUGUUUUAUGG
Molecule: messenger RNA, 1314 nt
Organism: Pseudomyrmex gracilis
Lineage: Eukaryota; Metazoa; Arthropoda; Insecta; Hymenoptera; Formicidae
Product: histidine protein methyltransferase 1 homolog
Exons: 7
Coding region: 279-1142 (287 amino acids)
Biological process (GO): peptidyl-histidine methylation, to form tele-methylhistidine
Molecular function (GO): protein-L-histidine N-tele-methyltransferase activity
Source: RefSeq, a predicted model, not a curated record